AUGUGUUAUUUCCAUAUAAUAACUCAAGCCUACCAGACAAAAAGUACCCAAAACAUAUCCUCUUUCCCAAACUCCUAUCCAUCUGAAGUCGGCAGCGGUUUCAACGUUAUCGAUAGUUGUUGGAGAAAAGACAGCAAGUGGGCCUCCAAUCGCCAAAAAUUAGCUGAUUGUGGCAAAGGAUAUGGAGCUGAUGCCCGAGGAGGCAAAAAUGGUGCCAUAUAUGUUGUCACUGACCCUUCUGACCACCCGAUCCAUCCCAAAAAGGGGACACUCAGAUAUGGUGCAAUUCAAAAAAGACCUCUUUGGAUCAUCUUUAAACGGGACAUGAGCAUAACCUUGGAAGGUGGUGAACUUUUUAUUAGUAGUUACAAGACUAUCGAUGGAAGGGGUGCCAGGGUUGAGAUUGCAAACGGACCUUGCCUCAGACUCGAUAACGUGAGCCAUGUUAUUAUCCAUGGGAUCACUAUUCAUAAUUGUUUGCGUGGGAGACUUGACUUGGUUCGUCGUGAUCCCGAUCAUCUUGUUAAUACAAGUACCAUUGGGCAAUCUGAUGGAGAUGGCAUUCGAGUGACUUCAUCUAGCAAAAUCUGGAUUGAUCAUUGCUACCUUUCAAAAUGUGGAGAUGGUCUUCUUGACAUAACUCAAGGAUCAGCUGCCGUCACCGUAUCCAACAACUAUUUCACACAGCAUAACAAGGUGAUGCUGUUAGGGCAUUCAAAUAUGUAUCCUAAGGACAAAAAGAUGCAUGUUACCGUGGUAUUCAACCAUUUUGCUUCUGGACUAGGCCAAAGAAUGCCAAGGGUUAGGUAUGGAUAUGCUCAUGUAGCAAAUAAUAAGUACGAUGAAUGGGGGUUUUAUGCUAUCGGUGGGAGCUCGCAUCCAACAAUACUGAGCGAAGGCAACCACUACACUGCACAAAAUGAUCCUCGUACUAAAGAGGUUACUAAGAGAAUAUCACAUGAUCGGAGGUGGAAGAAGUGGUCAUGGAAAUCCAAGAAUGAUUUAUUUUUUAACGGGGCAUAUUUUGUUUCAUCUGGGAAAUUUUGGAGACCUGAUUAUUCUAGAUCUCAAGCAUUUAAGGUGGCUUCGGCAAAAGGAGUUCCUACUAGUUUGACUCGUGAUGCUGGCCCUCUCCGCUGUGUUGAAAAUCUUCCAUGUAGAAAUUGA
This is a messenger RNA of Coffea eugenioides, 1167 nucleotides long. Its product is annotated as probable pectate lyase 4. Lineage: Eukaryota; Viridiplantae; Streptophyta; Magnoliopsida; Gentianales; Rubiaceae. The coding region runs from base 1 to 1167 and encodes 388 amino acids. Gene Ontology annotation, molecular function: pectate lyase activity. The record is from RefSeq and is a predicted model, not a curated record. The transcript is spliced from 4 exons.